This is a messenger RNA of Clarias gariepinus (North African catfish), 4286 nucleotides long. It is a transcript of the gene ankrd44, whose product is annotated as ankyrin repeat domain 44. The record is from RefSeq and is a predicted model, not a curated record. Gene Ontology annotation, molecular function: protein binding. Lineage: Eukaryota; Metazoa; Chordata; Actinopteri; Siluriformes; Clariidae. The transcript has 28 exons. The coding region runs from base 370 to 3525 and encodes 1051 amino acids.
AGAGAGAGAAAUCGUUGACUUCCUGUUUUCUGAAAGCAUCCGAAUAUGUAUCAUAUACAGGAAGAUGCGUAGCGGAUACACACACGAAUCUGAGCUCUGCUGCAAAUACGGAUAGUUUCCAGCGUUUCCAGCAGCCUGUGCAUCCCCGCAUCCCCGCAUCCCCUCUCCCUGGACCCCGGGUGCUGCUCCGCUCUCUGGCCGGACGGAGCGACCCAUCAGCCGGCCAGAGCCGCCAUCGAGUCCCGGGCCCCGACCCGCGGUCUGAGUCUGUCCGCCUACAGGAAGCUGGAACAGGCUUUGAUCAUCACCACCACCACCAUCACUGUUCAUCUGCAGCAGAUCGGAUGAGUCGCUUUAGGUGACCGCGAUAUGGCAGUGCUGAAACUCGCUGAUCAGCCGGCUCUUGUCCAAGCCAUCUUCAAUGGAGACCCGGAGGAGAUCCGCAUGCUCAUCUACAAAUCGGAGGACAUCAACGCACUGGACACAGAGAAGCGUACUCCCCUCCAUGCAGCAUCAUUCCUUGGCGAUGCAGAGAUCAUCGAGUUCCUCAUCCUCUCUGGAGCCCGGGUCAAUGCCAAAGACAACAUGUGGCUCACUCCUCUUCACAGGGCCGUGGCGUCACGGAGUGAGGAGGCGGUGCGGGUGCUCAUCCGUCACUCGGCUGACGUGAACGCACGUGACAAGAACUGGCAGACUCCUCUUCACGUGGCAGCUGCCAAUAAGGCCCUGCGUUGCGCCGAGCUCAUCAUCCCACUGUUGAGCAGCGUGAACGUGUCGGACCGUGGCGGGCGAACUGCCUUGCACCACGCCGCCCUCAACGGACACACCCAGAUGAUCAAUCUGCUGCUGGCGAAGGGGGCCAAUAUUAACGCCUUCGACAAGAAGGACAGCCGUGCUCUUCACUGGGCGGCGUACAUGGGUCACUUGGAUGUUGUGUGCCUGCUGGUUGAGCAGGGGGCGGAAGUCAGCUGUAAGGACAAGAGAGGAUACACACCUCUUCAUGCUGCUGCCUCCAAUGGACAGAUAGCCGUGGUUAAACACCUGCUCAGCCUGUCUGUGGAGAUAGAUGAAGCCAACGCGUUUGGAAACACGGCUCUGCAUGUGGCCUGCUUUAACGGGCAGGAUGCCGUGGUGAGCGAGCUGAUUGAUCAUGGUGCUAAUGUAAGUCAGCCCAACAACAAAGGCUUCACCCCUCUCCACUUUGCUGCCGCGUCCACGCAUGGUGCUCUCUGCCUCGAGUUUCUGGUCAACAACGGAGCUGACGUCAAUGUGCAGAGCCGGGAUGGGAAGAGUCCUCUGCAUAUGACGGCAGUGCACGGGCGCUUCACUCGCUCCCAGACUCUCAUUCAGAACGGUGGAGAGAUAGACUGCGUGGAUAAGGAUGGCAACACUCCAUUACACAUUGCCGCUCGAUAUGGGCACGAACUCCUCAUCAACACCUUAAUCACUAGCGGGGCCGACUGCACCAGGAGAGGAAUUCAUGGGAUGUUUCCCUUGCACCUGGCAGCUCUAAACGCUCAUUCUGACUGCUGCCGGAAACUUCUCUCCUCAGGCUUCCAGAUCGACACCCCGGACAGCCUGGGCAGGACAUGUCUCCACGCAGCAGCUGCUGGAGGCAAUGUUGAGUGUGUGAAGCUGUUGCUCACCAGCGGUGCAGAUCACAACCGCAAAGACGAACAGGGCAGGACUCCCCUUCACUACGCAGCUGCAAGUCGGCAUUUUCAGUGCUUGGAGACUCUGGUGUCAUGCGGUACCUGUAUUAAUGCCACUGACCAGUGGGGGCGCUCUGCCCUGCACUACGCUGCUGCCUCUGACCUGGACAGGAGGCGACGUGUGUCCCUGGAGCCAGAGAGUCCUGGAGUCCAAGCAGAGAAAGAGAAGGAGGCGGCUCUAUGCCUUGAAUUCUUAUUGAAGAGUGGUGCGACUGCCUCACUGAAAGACACGCAGGGUUACAACGCUGUCCACUACGCUGCUGCCUACGGCCAUCGACGCUGUCUGGAGCUGCUUUUGGAACAAGAGGAGAGAAAUCGAGACGAGGACAAGAACUGCAGCACAUGGAGUCCACUCCAUCUAGCCGCGUACCAUGGCCACGCUCAGGCUCUAGAGGUGCUGCUACAGGGCCACUGCGAUGUGGAUCAGGGUGAUGAAGUGGGCCGCACCGCUCUCUCCUUCGCUGCCCUCAGGGGUCACACGGACUGUGCUCUGACGUUGCUGAACCACGGAGCUUCAGCUCGCUGCAAAGACACGGCCCGUGGACGCACGCCCAUCCAUCUUGCAGUGAUGAAUGGCCAUACAUCGUGUGUGCGCCUCCUGCUGGAAGAUUCAGACAGCGCAGAUCUGGUGGAUGCAGCUGAUUCUCAGGGACAGACCCCUCUGAUGCUGGCAGUGCUCGGGGGUCAUGUGGACGCCGUGUCUCUGCUGUUAGAGCGGGAGGCCAGUGUAGACGCAGCGGAUGAUCAGGGACUGACCGCACUUCACCUAGGAUUGCUGUGUGGUCAGGAAGAGUCUGUGCAGUGUCUUUUAGAGCAGGAGGCGUCAGUGUUGGUGGGCGACAGCAGGGGACACUCAGCACUCCACAUAGCUGCAGCACGGGGACACGCAUCCUGCCUCAGCGAGCUGCUGACUGUGUCCUGUGCAGAGUCCUCCCUCCCUCCUCUGAGAGAUCGCCAUGGAUACACUCCUCUACACUGGGCCUGCUACAACGGUCAAGAGGGCUGUGUGGAGGUGCUGUUGGAGCAGAAAGGUUGUCGAUGCUUUGAUGGGAACCCCUUCACCCCUCUGCACUGUGCUGUGAUCAAUGACCAGGAGCCCUGUGCAACACUUCUCCUGGAUGCAUUGGGCUCGGAGAUAGUAAACUGCAAGGACUCCAAAGACAGGACUCCUCUCCAUGCAGCUGCGUUCGCUGGCCACGUCGACUGUGUUCAGCUGCUCCUUGCCCAUGAUGCUCCUGUGGAUGCCGUGGACCAGUCAGGGCGCAGUGCGCUCAUGAUGGCGGCAGAGAGGGGGGCGAUCGGAGCUGUAGAGGCUCUUCUCACCAGUGCGAACGCAGACCUCGCUUUGACCGACCAGAAAGGCAACACGGCGCUGCACCUCGCUUGCAGCAGUGGAAACGAAGAAUGUGCUUUGUUCAUUUUGGAGAAGCUUCCUGACGCCGCCCUGGUCAACGCCACCAACGCUGCGCUCCAGACACCCCUCCACCUGGCAGCUCGCAGUGGGCUGAAGCAGACAGUGCAGGAGCUGCUGUCUCGCGGUGCCAACGUGCAGCAUAUGGAUGAGAACGGUCUCACUCCUGCUCUGGCUUGCGCUCCUAGCAAGGAGGUUGCUGACUGCCUGGCUCUCAUUCUGGCUACCAUGAUGCCUUUUUGCUCCCCUUGCAGCUCCGACGCUCCCUCUCCAGGCGCCCUGUUGAGGUCUCUUCCCUGCCAUGCCAAGCGCCCUCAGGCUCCACGCAGCCCCAGGGAUCCUUCCGGCCCGUCCAGCGAGGGCACAAACACCGAGAACGACUCGGACUCGGAGACCUUUUGACCUCUGCCCUUUCUGGAGCGCUUCUUCCUUUUUACUUCUAGAGUUCUCACAGCACUUAAACUAGCGGACCUCCCAGAAGAUGUACGAAUAUCCUCCAUCAUCAAGGGUGGAGGAGUGAUUUAUGAAGGCUGGUCUAUGCUUCAUGUCGCGAGGGUGAGGAUGAUGAGACCGUAUGGGAUGAACUUGAUCCUUAGAUACGCGCAGCUCUCGCUGAUGUCGACUACCAGUAGAACGCCAUCGCUACAUUAAUAUCGCAAAGCUCAUCCGCUUGAGAAGCAUAAACCAGCCUUCACGAGAACAUCGGUACACUUCCUGUGUAAAUCUGAUUACACAGAGUCUUUUUAAAGCCAUUCGAUAAUUCAUGUACCUACCUGAUCCAUAAAAUAGAUGGUUUUUUUGUUUUUUUUUACAUUUAAGUUGAUGGAUAAAUUUGCCAAAUAUUGACUCAGCAGAACCAGGUUUAAGGUACGCUGUAUACAGUGUGGGUGACAGCUUUUUGCUCGCUGUUUGCAAGCACAAACGCCAGAGAAGCACAAUGUCCAGUUUCAUAUGUUGUUACUAACAUGUCCUCGCUUCCUGUCAUUUUCAUUCGUUUAAGGACCAAGGACAAUGUUUCAAAGCAAACAAGGAAUUUCCACUAGACUACUGCCGUAAAGCGAUUGGGAUUACACACAGUACUGUGCAAAAGUCUUGACCCUCACUCCGCUUUUCUUUAUAUUUAGCUUGUUGUCUUGAGGAUCGUUUUUUUUUUUUUUGUUGUU